UUGUAAAUCACAAAAACAUCUUUUUAAUUGAAUCGUCGUAAAUUACCAGUGUCGACUAAAGCGAAUUAACUUACUUCGCAGUGAUCAACGCUUAAACAAAUUUCUAAAAUGACCGUCGAAUAACAAUCAGAUUCUAAAUCCCAAAUCCAGUGAAGUUUCUUUAUUUCUACUUGGACAUGACUUAUUGAAGAAAUUUUGAUGGUGUACAACGAAUGUGCUUUCAUAGUGAUAAUCAAACGUUAUGGUGUAAAAUACGCGAUGCCAAUUGCCCUUAAAAAAUGGAUAUUUUUGUGCAUCAUGGCUUAAUGCACGUGACAACUAUCUUCCUAUACACGACUUGAACGAUCAACGAAAACUACAAUAUAACGAAGACAUAAAUUUCUUUUUGAAUCAGAAAGCAACUGCCUGUUCGAUUUGAAAUGCUUCGUUCGGAAAAAGGGCAUUGAAGGAUAAAGAUCAACCUUGAAAUGAGAACAAGAGUUGUUUCGAAUACGUCAGCGAAUGAAUUUUUCCUCCCUUCUUAAAAAGCUUAUGCUUAUUUUCAAAAGGAACAACUUGGAAACAGUAGUUCUUCCAAAUACAUUGUUAAAUAUGUCUAACUUGUCUAGCGUUUGAUCGAAGGAAUAAUGCUUAUAAAUGGAGGAAUAGGAAACUUUGCUAAAUGCUAUGAGCAUAAGAAGAGCGCAGAAAAAGAAACUAGCGACGGACGGCAAAGGAUCCGAUUUGCUCGAAGGAUCCUACGCCGCGCGGCCAUUUCUUUCGAAGGGAGCGCGAGUGAGUUCUCGUUUUUUGCCCAAGGCUAGAGAAAUACCUAAAUCUGCUGAGAUUAAAUCGACUUGAAACGAUUCCACGAGCUAAACGAUCCGAAGGAACGAAUCUCCGAAAGAUUUUUAAACUUGCAGCUCUGUGCAUCUUUGCGUCCUGAAGGGAGAUCUAACUUCAAAUAGACUGGCAAAGUUGCAUUUUCCCUUCCACUGGUUAAGAAAGGUGGAAGAUAGGGCAAAGCGAUUGAAAGAUGAAUGGCGAGGGACGACGUUAGCGAUCUGAUGACCGCCGUCUGACGAAAAAGAAAGAAAAAGAGAGGAAGCUUUCGCGUUUCUUCGGUCAUUCAAAAUGCUGGACAUAUUUCGAGGUCUGAAGAGCCUUAUUAAGAUCUCUCACGUACAUAUUGACACAGCUGUGUUCCGAUUGCAUUAUAGUUUAACCGUGAUCCUGCUGAUUUCGUUUUCGUUGAUCGUGACCACGAGACAAUACGUUGGUAAUCCGAUCGAUUGUAUUCAUAGUAAGGAUCUACCGGAAGACGUGUUGAAUACGUAUUGUUGGAUUCAUAGUACGUAUACGAUUACUGCGGCUUAUAGGAAACGAGAGGGUUUUGAAGUACCGUUUCCUGGCGUAGAUAACUCAAAGUCGCAUCCGGAGACGGAAAGGAAGGAGUACAGGUACUAUCAGUGGGUCUGCUUCAUGCUGUUUUUGCAGGCGAUCCUGUUCUACACGCCUCGAUGGCUAUGGAAAGGAUGGGAGGGUGGCAAGAUUCAUGCUUUAAUGAUGGAUCUUGAUAUCGGUCUUUGUUCCGAGGUCGAAAAGAAGCAGAAGAAGAAAAUGUUGCUCGACUAUCUGUGGGAGAAUCUUCGAUUUCACAAUUGGUGGGCUUACAGGUACUACCUCUGCGAACUUCUUGCCCUGCUGAAUGUGGUCGGUCAGAUGUUCCUGAUGAACCGGUUCUUCGAUGGUGCGUUCCUGACGUUCGGUAUCGACGUGCUGAGGUUCCUCGAGUCGGAUCAGGAGGACCGGAUCGAUCCGAUGAUUUACGUGUUCCCUAGAAUGACCAAGUGCACCUUCUACAAAUACGGCGUAAGCGGAGAGGUGGAGAGGCACGACGCCGUUUGCAUACUGCCCUUGAACGUCGUCAACGAGAAGAUCUACGUGUUUCUCUGGUUCUGGUUCCUCUUUCUCGGCAUGCUGAGCUUCGUCACGAUUUUAUACAGGAUCGUAAUUAUAUUUUCGCCAAGAACGAGAGUAUACCUUCUACGACUACGGUUUCGUUUGGUCAGGAGAGAAGCCGUGGAAACGAUAGUUCGGCGGAGCAAAGUCGGUGAUUGGUUUCUUCUCUAUAUGCUCGGCGAGAAUUUGGACACGGUGAUAUACCGGGAUGUGAUGCACGAGCUGGCGAAUAAACUCGCCUCGAGACAUCAUCACAGUGUGCCCGGAAUCAAAGGGGAACUACAGGAGGCCUGAUCCAAGUUGCCUCGGAGAGCCACGGAAACCAGCGCGAUUCUCAUGGCAACGAGAAGCUACUUUUCACCGGAAAAGUGCCACCUACUUCUGUUUUCCAGAGAUUCACGGACGAGCGAUCGAAUCAAACGGAUCGCUUUAUAUUCGUUAUUCGAAUCGUAUGUUUUUCCUUCCUUGUACCUUAGCACCGGUUCGAGGAUCGUUGGCGAAUUAUUUUUAUGAACGUUGUUCCAACGAGAGCAAUCUCUCGAUCGAUCGUGUUCGCGUAAAAGACAAAUUGCCAACAACGUGCCUUACGACGACUUUCCAUCGAUUUUCAAAGCAUUUGCACUACACGUCGUCCGAAUUUGAUUAAUUUAAGAAGUGAAAGCACGAUGCAAGAAAAUCGUAUAACAAAUAUACGUAUAUAAAUAUUUGACAAAAUAAAAAAAUAUAUAUGGAUUUGACGGAUAGAUUGCCAACAAUUUCAAAUUGAAGGUGGACCAUUUUCUAAUUGGCGAAUUAAUGAAAACUGAUGGAUUAAUUUCUUCUAAAAGGAUAAGA
Messenger RNA from Bombus impatiens (common eastern bumble bee), 2775 nucleotides. RefSeq names its product innexin shaking-B (gene shakB). Gene Ontology annotation, molecular function: gap junction channel activity. The coding region runs from base 1114 to 2235 and encodes 373 amino acids. The transcript has 5 exons. Gene Ontology annotation, cellular component: gap junction; plasma membrane. The record is from RefSeq and is a predicted model, not a curated record. Lineage: Eukaryota; Metazoa; Arthropoda; Insecta; Hymenoptera; Apidae.